GCAGCGGAUCCAGUUCUCUUGGUCGACGAGCAAGCUUCCCAUACUCCGUCGGACGCCGUCCACCGUUGUUCUGCGUGGUUGUUCUCGGGCAAGCAGUGAAGAAGGUUCGAACCCUAGGGCUUUUUCUACUCCCAAAAUCCGGGUGCAAAGCAAAUAAAAUGUCCAAAAGAGCAAUUUUCCCCUGCAUUUUGGCUCCAUGAGUCACAUUCUUGAUUGAACAACAACAUGAGGUUUACUGUAAUUUCUAGAUUACUUCCUCGUCGCCACACUCUGCCCAGUACAUGUGCACUCGGGAACUCUCGUGCAUUCCAGCCUGAUUUUGUACCCAGAGAUCCAAAGGCCAAGCCAAGAAAGUACAAAAUUCCUCAGUUUUAUGAUCCUUAUGGUCCCAGACCUCCUCCUUCAGAGAAAGUUGUUCAACUUGCAGAGCGAAUUGCGGCACUACCUGAUGAAGAACGCAGCCAAAUCAUGCCUACUCUGGCAGAGAGACUAAGGCUUCCAAAGUUGCAGCCAAUUUCAACUGAAGGCAUGGACUUGGCCCCACAGGGUGGCGCGGCUGGACCGAAGGCUGAGGAGAAAAAGGCAGAGAAAACAGCAUUUGAUGUCAAGUUGGAAAAAUUUGAUGCUGCUGCAAAGAUCAAGGUGAUUAAGGAGGUCAGGGCAUUUACCAGCCUGGGUUUGAAAGAGGCCAAAGAUCUAGUUGAAAAAGUACCAGUUGUGCUCAAACAAGGGGUCACUAAAGAAGAAGCAAAUGACAUGAUAGAAAAAAUUAAAGCUGCUGGAGGAGUAGCAGUUAUGGAGUAAAAGUAUUGUUGGAGGCAAAAACUAUAUUCUGUACGUUGAGGCAAAUAAAUUACAAUUUGAUAUUGUCUUGAGAAGUUUCCUGUAGUCAGAUAUUGUGAGAGCUUACUGUUCGUAUUUUUGACAGUUAAAAUUGCAGUUUGUCCUGGGGGCCAUCAGGUCAACCUUUUUAAACGGUUCUAUGAUGAACUCAAAAAACGAUUUCAGCCGGUUACCAGUUGAUGUAUUC
Molecule: messenger RNA, 1030 nt
Organism: Prosopis cineraria
Lineage: Eukaryota; Viridiplantae; Streptophyta; Magnoliopsida; Fabales; Fabaceae
Exons: 2
Coding region: 226-804 (192 amino acids)
Biological process (GO): translation
Cellular component (GO): ribosome
Molecular function (GO): structural constituent of ribosome
Source: RefSeq, a predicted model, not a curated record